Messenger RNA from Bradysia coprophila, 742 nucleotides. RefSeq lists its product as uncharacterized. Gene Ontology annotation, cellular component: extracellular region. The record is from RefSeq and is a predicted model, not a curated record. Lineage: Eukaryota; Metazoa; Arthropoda; Insecta; Diptera; Sciaridae. Gene Ontology annotation, molecular function: chitin binding.
UCUCAAUAUAAAUUGGAUCAAACCAACCGCUUAGUCAGAGUAUUCUUUGGACAAUCGUAGCACGACGCCGGAAAAAUGACUGCACUUUAUUAUGUGAGCAUCUUCUUGGUACUACUUAUCGAUCGUUGCCAAUGUGCUACAACCGCACAGAUUAUAUGCGAUUCAGAGGGAGUCGUGGGCAUGUAUCCCAAUCUGGAUGACACAAGUUGCAAACAAUAUGUAAAAUGCUUCCAAAGCAAUGGUGUUUUGACUGGAGCCUUUUACAACUGUACUGGAUCGACGGUUUUCAAUCCGAAUACACAAUAUUGCACAACAACGUACACUUGUUCAGUAACAACUACAACAACGACGACAACAACUACAACCACGACAACGACUCCGGAAACUACAACAAUUGAGACGACAACGACUCCGGAAACAACCACCAUUGAGGCGACUACGACUCCAGAAACAACCACUCCAGAAACUACUUCGACAACGACAUCAGCACCCAUUUCUGCGCAAAACAUCUGUGAUUCUCAGACCGUUGUCGGUCGAUAUCCUAACCCGGAGGACAAAAGUUGCAAACAGUACGCUUAUUGUAUCGAAAAUAACGGUUCAAUGACUGGUUCAUUUUAUACUUGCACUGGUACAACUUUGUUCGAUCCUAGCCUUCAACAGUGUUCCACUGGUUACACAUGUAAUAACUAAACGAGUCGCUAGCUGUCCUAAUGUUUCAAGUCAAAUAAAAUUGCAUUCGAAU